AUGGAAACUGAAGCCUCGCCUUUUAGCACGGAUGUUAUUCAACUGCUCGCACUUCUCGUACGAAGCACCACGGAAUCGGAAAUAAAAGUAGCGUUGCAAGGAAAUGGUGCCAUCAUGCGAUUUGCGAUCUCAAAUUACACACCCUCAACGCACCAAUCUAUAGAAAGCGAAAAGAAUUCAAUAGAUGGUACUGAUAAAAAAAUAGGAAAUAAUGAAAAUGAAUAUGGAGAGGUCGAUUUUAUAGCCAUAUGUAAACUCACAUCCGCAGAGGAGGAAAAAGAACGAGGACAGUCGUGUGUGGUGGCUAUCACGGAUCCAGUGUCACUCCUCCAGAAAUGGAAGGAAAAUUCUGGAAGUGUGACGAUGGCAGUCCAAGACUCUCUAGCAAAGAAAGAUGUAGGCACCGCCCACGACCCCGCGAUGAUAUUGUCAAGUUGUGUACUUGUUAGUAAGCGCCGAAGAAGCACUCAAACGAUUCCACUCCGAAUAGAAGAUCUUUAUAUCCAAUCCAUUGAUCCUCACCAUCCCUUGGAGGCCUUGCAAACGUGGCUUCUGCACAUCUAUGAACCGAUGUUUCGAUACCAAAAGCGCCAUCAAAUGCUGUGGAAUCAAAUUCAGGACUUACUGAGUGGAAUCCGCUCAAUGAAUUCUGUGCUGCCAGACGUCGUGAUUAAACGCUUUGUGCCGCAGGACUUGAUUGAACUUUGUGCAACCAAUCCUAGUCUUGACGUUCCGCAGCUAAUGGACCGCCUUGGGGUGCUCGCACGGGAUACAAGUUAUAUUCGUCAGGCCCUCGAGGUGAGAAACCGCUGCAAAUCUGUUCUCCCACUAACUGAUCUUCUUUCUGGAAAAUACGAGGGCAAUGACGAAACCAGCAUCGAGGAAAUUCGAAACGGAAAUAUAAUUUUCAAUGAAAAUGGGGAUGGUAGUAUGAAUGGUUGUCUGGUCCAGGAAAAAUUAGCUUACUGGCGUUAUGCUUGCCUGUGGAUCGAAGAUGUAUUGAAACAAUUGCAUACUCGCGAGUGGCGACUUCUCCACAGGCUCAUAGGUAAUCGUGUUGAGACAAAUUAUGUUCUGGAGUACGCAGAGUAUAGCAAAAAGGUACGAGAAUACAACAAGUAUCUUGAAAGCAUUCCUGAAAAGCGACUUUCUGAUGAAAACCUCAGACUUUCAGAGCUUUGCAAUAUCGCAGAGACCAUCUUCUCUGCCGUCAUGUCCCCAGAGAGCCGGUAUCCACCUAAACUAACGGAAAAGCUAUUGUACGGCAUUGUCAAUAAUAUAGCGACAUGUUGGGUGAGGUUGUUAGAAAAAGAAAAUAUCAUCGAUAUAGAAGAUAUUAGUAUGAUGUCUGUUACCACCGCAGCCUCAACAACACGAACGGGUGAACCCAAUUGGUCCAUGACAUCGGUUAAAGACGGUCGUGGCUACCGAGACCACGGUUCAUGUUCGACCUCCAUUCUAGUUCGCCCCGGGCCAGUGAGUUCUCUUCAGACGCUUUCCAUUGCAAUGGAGCUUAUCGUGAUGUUUCAAAAACUCUUUGUCGAGAGUGAUACUAAGCUUCAAAAUCAGAAGGGUGUUGUACUGGGUGCUCGACAGAAAAAAACCGAGCAUCCACGAUUGGCAGCGCUGUAUCGCCGCUGUCUCGAUGUUAGGACACUAAUGGAAUACAACUUUACGCUCUUAGCUCAAUUACGCCAUGUCUUUAUAGAUAACCUUCACCAACUUCGGCCUUCUGAGGAUAAGGGAACUGGCAGCGAAAACAAAGCUACCGAUGUCAGCUGUUCCAGUAGUGUCAAUCGCAACAUCGGUGAAGAAUUUCUGAAGGGCAUUAAUGCAGCCUACAGGCAGUUCGUUCAGGACAUCCUUUGCGAGAGUCCUGGCCCCAAAGUCACCGGCAAUAACGAUCCCGUUGUUUCAGGAGUCUUGUGGCGUGUUGCACCAUCUGCUCAGCAGCGCUUCGACACCGCUGUGAAGACUUAUCAGGCCUACAUUUCACAGUGUGAUGAACAAAUUGCUGAAAUUGUAUCAAACCUGCUUUCAACCGAGCAAUCUAUGAGUCUUCGUGUUACUUCAAACCAGAGUGGUGCACUACAAGGAAAUGGAACUGAGGGCGGUAGCCCUAGUGUGCGGCUUUUAGCCACAGCGGUGCCAACGGCUUCUUCUUCCCUUAAUUCGACAUCAGCGAAGUACUUUGGGCUUCACCUGUUUCGUAUAUUUGCCAAUUUCCGCUUCUUGAAGUUAGAAAAGGUACAAAAAGUGGUUCGUAGCUACGCUGCACCGCUGAACGAGAAGAUUGUGCACCAUUUUAAGUAUAUUCAAGAAGAGUACAUCAACGUCAAAAUUGCCAAGCGCGAGGCCGGGUUUGCCGUGGCCCGAUACCACCUCUCACCUCUUAUGGCGCAGAUCAUGUGGGAUCGACGCCUAGAUCACGCUUUGCACCAGUGCCUUGUGCACUAUGACUACCUCUUGAAUAAUGGUUGGCAUCAACUACUUAGUCUGCGCAAUAUUGAGCAUCUUUGGCGGCUAGAGGAGCCCCUAGCAGAAUGUUUUGGGCUACUUCUGACAGACCUAAUCACACCGCAGCUGCAGGAAGGUUCGGUUGUGCAUGGAAGCGCGUAUGCCUUGGGUUAUCUUCAACUAUUUCACGCACAAGAUCAAUUGGAGUGGUCAACAGAUCCACAUUUCGCAAAGGCUGAGCGGCUUGUACAGAGCACGGACCCGUCACUUUUGCAAAUAGCCAAAGACCGUUUACUUGCGGUGGGUGCUGGGUUUAAGAACCGUGACCGGCGAGGUGAAUUGCAGAACGCACGCAGCAUUUUAGUAACGAUUGAAAGACAGAUAGAGGCGAAGCUUCUUUCUUGGACUAAAAAAGUGUGUGAUUUGAUCAAUUCCUUCACCCUUAAUAAUAGAUCUCAUGCCCUCCAAGAUAAACUCUUCAGAGUUAUUGAGUUGCCUGUGGUGUCUUCAUCCCCUGUGUCUGAGAAUCAACCCGGGGCUAUUCCAAGUAAUGUGAUCUCUCCCACUCACAGCGUCAGUGCUUAUUCCACUCCUCAUGGCACACCAGACAAACAGGGCAUGACAACUCGCAAUAACCCUACGGGGCGAAUCUACCGAGCGCCUUCAGUAGCUCUUCUUCGCUCUCAAAACAUCAGCGCGGGGUUGUCGCCGCAGCUACGACUCGUCGUUGACUUUCCAUGGGAUACCCUAACAAUUGGUGAGGAUCUUUCUUACAUCGAAGGUAGUCUUCGGUUCUGUUCUGAUUCAUCAGCUGGGGCGUCUAUUCAAGCUAACUUAGCUCGCGUUCGCGAGUUUAUCAACGCCAAUGAGGUGCGCGGCCGACUGGCAAAAUGUCUGGCAGAAAUUCUUCAUGUUUACUAUGUUACGAUACAUGGCGAAGAUGAGACUAUCAUGAUGCUCGCUACAGAGUCGUACCGGGAGGUCAAUGAAUGCUUUCAACGUGGUUUCAUGCUGCGCUGGAUGGAUGACACGGCACUUUCUCACUAUGUCCAACAGCUUUCUGACCUUGUCUUUUCCUUUGUGCAGACUGUUCAGAGUGUGCGUGAGAAGACCGAAUUUGUGUCCCAGAGAAUUAAAGCUUUCAGUUCUCGCGCCUUCCAUCCUGAGGCGAUUGUCCAGCAGAUGCGUCAGGUUCGACACAUUCUUGACGCUCUUUCAAUGGGCUGUGACUACGCUCACAUGUGGAUUCACCGCAUACAACCACUGCUUGAUGCCGCACUAGGAAAGCAGGUUAAAUUCUUACUCCACUCUUGGUCGAUGGACUUCCGUUCAAUGCGCUACGACACACGUUUUCUUAGUCGCGACUCAGAAACAGGGGUCUUUCAUCUUAAACCACUACGCGUUCGUAUGUGGGUAGCUCACAGGGAAAUCAGAUUAGAGACACCCGCUGCAGCAUGGCGAUCCCACUGGAUCGCCGAACUUAACCGCUAUUUUACCUGGAUCAACGCUCUUCCAAAGCUUUACGAUGAUGCCGACAUGGGAAUUGAUUUGACUAUAAAGGCAUCGCCUUAUGCCCCAGAGAUUGCGUGGCUAGGACAAAGACGUGACACAGAUCGUGCGUAUUCACAUAUUAUUGAGCGUUUGCCGGCUUACAUUCUGGAGGAACCUCUUUCCAUGAUUGAGGAGUGCAUUGCAGAUGCUAUUGUAGUGGAAAAUGAAUGGCGACAGAGCCAACAGUUUCUUAACCUUGAUGUUGGAGUCAUGCAGUAUCGCUUUGGGGACAACCUUAAGCGGUGGAACGAGGCAAUUUUGCUUAUUCGGCGCUUCACACACGAAAUGAUGGACUAUACCCAGCCUAACAAACUCCUUGGAGGUAUCGUCAUCGUAGCUGAGGAUGCACAAUUAGAGCUAGGUCGCAAAAUCGACCAGGCCAAUCUCUACAUGUACAAUAAGUUUAGGGACGUUUUGGAGGUAGAGCUAAGUCGUACCUUCCAACGUAUUUCAAAAGAAAAAUCAAUGGCUGAGGCCCUCGAUGUCACGACUGACAUCAAAGAUGCUGCUCUUUUUCUCUGUGACGUCCAGCGUAUCAGAUGCGAAAUGGGAGAAUACAAAGACACAAUCGGGCUUAUGUCUGAAGCUGAGGCAAAUUUGAAGCGUCUUAGCUACGUCUUUCCUGACCACUGGGUUCAUGUAUCGACUGUCAAGAACGAGUACGACGCUCUUAAGGAUACGUUUGAGCGCCGGCUUAAGGCUCUGCAUUUCCGAAAGCCGUUCCUCAUGCAGUACGCCCAGGACGCCGCCAAAGAGAUAGAAGUGAGCAUGAAGAGUGUUGAAAACAUAUUCAGCUCCUUGGAAACUCAAACCGCCAACCGAACACCCAUUGCGGCACAGCAAAUCAUCACAAACUUGUUCGAUCAGGCAACACGUCUCAAUGAGGAAGCGAAGCGUGUGUCGGCAAUUCAGGAGGCGCUUGGGAUUAUUCCUGUCGAUGUGAGCAGUCUUACUCAGAUUUUCUUAGAAACCGAGCCCCUAAAGGAGCUGUGGGAUUCCGUUUCAGUAGACUUUGCCAAGCUUGACGCACUUGGGGCGGCUCCAUUUUUUGAGAUGGUGCCUCGCUGUUUGCAAGAGACCCUACAGAGUCUUGAAGCGAAAGUAGAGGACUAUCCACGGCGUUUUCACCACUACCAGGUGUAUCAGGACCUGUUGGGGAAGUUUAGAACUCUGUGUGGUUACCAUCGACUGAUGCAGGAUCUGCGCUCUGACUCAAUGUGCCCGCUAGAGCGCGCGUAUCGCCACUGGUUCUCACUCAAACAGAAGCUCCAGGUGCAGUGGGUGCUCGACAACCUCCUGGUACGCGAUAUUUGGGAUAGCAACCCCGAACUCAACGCGAUGGUAUACCACGAAGUGUUGGAAACUUCUCAGGGCGAACGCCGCAUCGAGGUUCAGCUGCACCAAAUUGAGGCUUACUGGUACGACUUUCACUUUAGCAUUACGCCAUACAAGACGCAGGUGGGCUUGGUGCGAGGGUGGGAUGCAUUAUUUGAGAAACUUAUGGAUGAUAUUGCUACCUUUAGUGGGAUGCGUGCCAGCCCUUAUUUUUCUUCGCAGGAGAUUAUUGCCAUGACAAACGAAUUGGAAGGCCGCCUCAACCGGCUGCGUGAGGUACUUGAAACGCUUCUUGAAGUACAAAAGCGGUGGGUUUAUUUGGAUGGUAUCUUUACUGAAAAUGUUGAAAUAAAGCACCAAAUUCCGCGUGACGCGAUGCAGUUUGAACACACAAGCCGUGAGGUAAAGCAAGUCUUCCCGCGAAUUCGAGCGGACGGUGCGCCCACAAAUGUCAAGGUUGAUUUUUUCUUGGAUGAUAAGAAGCUUUUAUCUACUUUAGAACGUCUCUUAGGCCAGCUGACAGCCGUGCAACGUUCACUAACGAUCUAUCUGGACGCACAGCGAAACCGCUUUCCGCGUUUCUUUUUUCUGGGUGAUGAUGACCUUUUAGAGAUCCUUGGCAACAGCAAAGAUCCCUGCUUCCUCAGUAAACAUCUCCGCAAGAUGUUUACGGCGGUCGCGAGCUUUUUGUUAGAAGGCCUAAACGUUGCCUCUUCCGAGACUCUUCGUGGUUUCGCGAGCCUUGAGGGGGAGGAAGUGUUCUUCAACUCUCCGAUUGAGUUUAAAAUGAGGCCCAUAUGUGACUGGCUUAAUGACGCGCAGGAUGGGAUGGUGACCGCGCUACGGGUCAACACCGCACAUGCCACCACGCAGCUCCUACAACAAGGCGCGAUAACUCUGGAGUGGCUUGCCCAAUUUCCUACACAAACGGUCGCGUUGGCUGUGCAGCUGUGGUGGGUGCAUAUGCAAGAGGAACUUUUCACCAGCCACAACGCGGUGGCAACCCCGCGACCGACCACACUUGUAGAAGGCACCAUAUUCUCCCCUGUGGCUGAGGUGAUGAAUAAGGUCCUAGCGGUCAUAUCUGAUCUCAUGCUGAACGCUAGUCAUGUUCAAUCGAUGCGGUAUAAAUGCGAACAAGUCAUCACGCUUGGCGUGUACCAGCGUGAUGUCUCCCGUACAUUGGUGUUGAAAAAUGUCAUUUCCUCAAACGACUUUGAGUGGUUGCGUAUUUUACGACCGUAUUUAGUCACCACCGAUCGUCAUCGCUCGCUUCCUAAAGCAGAGAAGCAGGAUGUAGAAUGUCGGAUGGCAAAUGCAGCGUUCUUACAUGGUUUUGAGUACACAGGCAUAUAUGAGAGGCUAGUUCAAACCCUGCUGACGGAUAAGUGCUACCUAACGCUAAUGCAGGCUUUGCAUUUGCGACUGGGAGGCUCUCCUGUGGGACCCGCUGGUACAGGUAAAACUGAAACCGUCAAAGCACUUGGCAUGCAGCUCGGUCGUCACGUCUUGGUUUUUAACUGCGACGAUACGUUUGACUUUCAGGUAGUCAGCCGCAUAUUUCUUGGUCUAUGUCAGGUUGGUGCAUGGGGUUGCUUCGAUGAGUUUAACAGGCUGGAAGAGCGCAUCAUAUCUGCCCUCUCGCAACAGGUCCAAGUCAUUCAGGAAUCUCUCCGCGCACGAUCAAAAGAAAUAGAAUUAAAUAACUACCACAUCCCUUUGCACCAAAAUGUCGGUAUAUUCAUUACGAUGAAUCCAAGCUAUGCAGGACGUUCGAAUCUGCCAGGAAAUUUAAAGCAACUUUUUCUUAACAUCACCAUGAUUGUACCCGACCGUGAAACCAUUGCUGAGGUGAUGCUCUUUGCACAGGGUUUUCACUUUGCAGAGAAGCUUUCAGCAAAGGUUGUGCCGCUGUUCCGGCUCUUCGGAGAUCAAUUUUCACGGCAAGACCACUACGAUUUCGGACUCCGUGCUCUUAAAUCCGUUCUGGUAGCCGCAGGGGACCGUAAGCGUGCCACCGCAUCCGCUCCAUCCCAAGCGGUAACACUUGAAUUAUGCGAAUUCUCCUCCACGCGGGAAAAAACGGAAGAGGAACGUGAGUGCGCGCUGAUUCUCGAGAGUAUUAUCGCCAGUAUAGCUCCCAGACUUGUGACGGACGACGUGGCGUUGUUUUAUCCCCUUCUGCGAGACUUUUUCCCAGAUUCUGAGCUUCCAGAGCUGCCAAUGCUCGAACUCCGUUCCACGAUCCUGGAGGUCUGUAGAGUAAGUGGUUUAACCCCAGAACCGGAGUGGGUCGAAAAGAUCUGCCAACUGUACCACACUAAGGAUACUCGGCAUGGUAUCAUGAUGGUCGGCCCGUGCGGUUCGGGCAAAACUAUGGCCUGGAAAACGCUGAUGGCUGCCAUGGCCCGCAUUAACCGGUCGCUAGAAGUGCAAGCUUAUGUAAUCGAUCCCAGGGUGCUAACGAAGUCUGAGCUCUUUGGCAGUCUUGACGUCACGACGCGGGAGUGGAAAGACGGGGUGUUCACAAGCAUCUUUCGAAAAAUUCUUGAAGUGGAGCAGCAGAUGGCGGAUCGGAAAACCCAGGCCAGCACGGUGACAGCCAAGGUUGAUCCCAAGGAGAUUACCACUGAGAACAUGACAGAGGCUUCCGUCAAGGAGUACUGGGUCAUUUUUGAUGGCGACGUGGACCCGGAAUGGGUUGAGAACCUCAACUCGGUGCUGGAUGACAACAAGGUUCUGACACUGCCUAACUGUGAACGUUUGCCUCUCCCGUCGUCGAUGCGAAUUAUGUUUGAAACGCAGAGCCUUCGCUAUGCAACACCAGCGACGGUAUCGCGGUGCGGCAUGGUGUGGCUUGAAGGCGUCAUCUCGCUACCAAGUGUGCUGGACUUUGCACGACAUCAGCUGGAGCGCAAACCCGUUGUAGACUCUCGUGGUUGCCGUGUGCGGUGGAACUUGGCAGAGGACAUGGUUGGUGUAGCAACAAAGAAUUCUAAACGAACUGCUAUCGAUGCUAUCGUGCUAGGUCACCGCAGCAAGACGUUCUCGGCACAUAUCAUAUCAUGCCCGAUUACCGCAAAAGGCAAAAUUAUGCCUGGUAAGAAAAACCUCGUCCUUCUGCAAGAAGGAUCGGCAAGUGCAAUCAGCUCGGAACAAACCGGCGCGGCAUCAAUAGGGGAUCGCUUAAAUAAAAGUCAGGUCUCUGAUAUACUACAUUCCACACAGAACGAGUUGCAGAUGUCUGUGUGCCGAAAUACACACCCUUCUUGCGAACGUAUCAAGCAAGCUAUGAUGAAAAUUUGGUCUGCAGGCUUUGAGGCAGACGGGUUUAUCCACAAGGGCCUAAUGCUAGUUCUUGGCAACCCUGAACUCAGAGAUGCUAACAUCAUGCAGCCCAACGCACUGCAGAUGAUUGAAAGUAUCGCAGCAUUGCUCCUCGAUGGGGUUUGGCGAAUGUUUAGUGCGGAGCAAAAGGGUGAAACAGUAAUCACAGAGUUACUGCUCACGAAGAGUGCAAACCAUAUACUCGAGUACGCGGUAUUCUGGUCCUUAGGUGCUUCCAUGGAUUAUGCCCAUCGAAGUAAAUUAGCAAUGCAUCUGGGUCUUACACCAUACUUAGAUGGCCAGGUACGAGAUAUCUCGGACGUCGAGGUAAACUACCUUAAUGGUGAAUGGAAAGCAGUCCAAGAUCGCAUUGGGCAAGUCGAAAUUAUAGCUGGGCAAGUUGGCACUAGCGACACUGUCAUUCCCACUGUUGACACAUAUCGGCAUGAGAACUUGCUUCUUGCAUGGCUGAACACCGGGCGCUCAGCCAUCCUAUGUGGGCCCCCAGGUUCAGGUAAGACCAUGACUAUCACAUCCCUGCUCAACAGUUCUCCUGAAUAUGAUGCGGUAUUUCUUAAUUUUUCAAGCGGCACCACUGUGAAGACACUCAUCAAGUCUAUGGAGCAGCACUGUCGCGUGCAAAACACUUCAAAGGGCUUCAUCAUGACACCCGCCUCGGGCAAAAGACUGCUACUUUUUUCUGAUGAGAUUAAUCUCCCAGAGCUUAAUCAGUACGGAACUCAUGAAGUCUCGCAGUUGCUUCGCCAAAUCAUUGAGCGCGGUGGUUUUUAUCGCCCGAGUGAUAAUGUGUGGAUCACGACGGAGGAUAUUCAAAUUGUGGGUGCCUGCAAUCCCCCAACAGAUCCGGGGCGUGUUGCGUUAUCACCACGCCUCUUACGCUGGGUACCGGUCUUAUUUGUGGGUAUCUCUACACCGCAUUCAUUGUUGAAUAUCUAUGGGACGUACUGUCGUGCAAUUCUCAGAGUUGCUAAGAAACUGCAGGGUGAGUGUGCCAUGCACCUGGCUCGCGCAAUAGUCAACAUGUACGACCGCUCUAAAAAGCGAUUUACAACACUUCAACAGCCACACUACGUGUAUUCCCCGCGUGAACUGUCUCGGUGGGUACGUGCCAUCUACGAAGGGUUUAUCACCUGGGAGGAGGAGAGUCGAAGGAACAUGACGACGGAAAAGCUGGUUCGUUUGGCCAUCCAUGAAGGUCUCCGCGUCUUUUCAGAUCGUUUGGUCACCGAAGAUGAUUGUAUCUGGACUAAUACUACGAUAAAUGAGUGCUUUAUGGAGGAAUUUCCUGGUCUAGACGUCUCAGUUUACCAGCGUCCAAUUCUUUACUCAACGUUGCUUUCUCAUGUCUACUCGGAGAGCUCCCGAGAGGAUCUUCGCGCUUUCUUCCGCAAAAAAAUGACCGUGUUUUGUGAAGAGGAAAUGUCAACACCGCUAGUUGUGCUUGAUACAGUAAUUGACCACAUCGUGCGCAUUGACCGAGUGCUGAGGCAGCCUCUUGGUCACGUUCUGCUUGCUGGUUCCUCUGGUGUCGGCAAGACGGUUAUCUCACGUUUCGUUGCGUGGCUCGGCGGCUACUCGGCUUUUUGGCUCAAGGUCCAUCGAAACUAUGAUCUUGAGGACUUUGAAGAGGAUCUGCGUGGAUUGUUGUACCGUGCCGGGUGCAAACGAGAGCGCAUAUGUUUUAUUUUUGAUGAGUCAAACAUCAUGCAGCCCAGCUUUCUGGAAUACAUGAACGCGCUUCUGGCAUCUGGUGAAAUACCUGGCUUAUUCGAAGGGGAUGAAUGGCUCAAGCUUAUGCAAUGCAUUCGCGAGGCGACUUCGACAACUAGCCAAGUUCAUCAUCAUGGAAAUUCAGGAAAGGGGGCCGCGGCCUCUGGGACAGACGCUGCCGUGACCGCUGCCAACUACAUUGACCCCAAAAACGAGCAAGACUUGUACCGGUGGUUUCUUAGUAACGUCAAGGAGCAGCUUCACAUAGUCUUUACUCUCAACCCCUCCUCAAAUGCAUUUUCUUCGCGUGCUAUGGCCAGCCCCGCGCUUUUCAAUCGGUGUACGAUAGAUUGGUUUUGUGAUUGGGAUGCGCUCACUUUCAGACAGAUUGCACAUGAAUUUAUUCAGAACAUGACAAUGUUGCCUACCUAUGGAGGUGGUAUAGAUAUGAAAGUCUUCUCGGAUGAGGAUGGCAUUCACCAAGCAGUUGUGCAAGCUUUUUGCGACAUUCAUCACCAGACGCAAGAGGUCAACACAGUCCUAAAAUCAUAUCAAGAAAACCAGGGCACCUUCAUCACACCACGCCACUUCACUCGCAUGAUUUCCAGUUUUGUGAAACUUCUUGGUGAGAAGCAAAACGCUUCAUCAGAGCAACUGCAACAUCUUACCGGUGGUCUUAAGAAGCUAAAUGAAACAUCUGAUGAUGUUUCUGCACAGCAACAAGAGUUGCUCGAAAAUGAAAAGCGAAUGGAAGAAAGCAGCAAAGCAGCCCAGGCCAUGCUUGAGCGCAUUAUCACUGAAACAGACGUGACUCAAAGGGAGAAGGCCGCUGCCGAACAGAUGCGAAAGCAGCUACAAGAAGAGCAGGUGAAUAUCGAUCAAGCUGCGAUGAAGAUGGACCUUGAUCUUAAAAAAGCGGAGCCAGCUCUUAAGGGAGCAGAGGCAGCCCUGAAAACUGUUAAGACGGAGCACCUUCGAGAGAUUCGUGCUUACACAACACCACCACCGAAGGUCAAACGCACUUUGGAAGCAGUCUGCGCCUUGAUGAAUCUCAGUAAUAGUGAUGAUUGGGACGUCAUAAAGGCCUACGUCCGUCGCGAAGAUUUCUUGUCGAGCGUCAUGUCGUUCCAGUCAGAACGCAUUACUGACGCCGCGCGCAACCGUGUUUCAGCCUUGACGAAUGACAGCAAGUUUACAGUUGAAGCUGCGUACCAUGCCUCGAAGGCAGCUGGGCCACUUUUGCAGUGGGUCUUUGCCCAAAUUCAGUACUUUGAAGCGCUUAAGCGUGUGGCACCCAUUCACAACGAAAUAUCAAAGCUUGUCGCGGAGCGAAGUACCAAAGUCACUGCUCUAGAACGAAUCGAGGUCGAAAUUGGGGAAAAGGAGGCUUUGUUGCUACAGCUAAAGGAUGGCUACCGAAAUACAACACAAGAGAUUGCGGAACUUAAGAAGAGUAUUUCGGUCGUUUCAGCGAAGUGUGAACGAGCCAAGACCAUUCUUGGGCAACUUCUUGAGGAACGUAGUCGGUGGGAACAAGAAGUAUCUAAUUUUGGCCGGGCAGCUUGCACCACUCUCGGCGAUUGCAUCAUUUCGUCUGCGUUUCUCGUUUAUAUUGGAUUUUUCGCUGAAUCCGUGCGCCGGCAGAUUUUGCUACCGCGUUGGAUGGAGGAAGUGGAAACUGCAAAUGCCAUCCCUGUUCAAGCACACCUGAGUGUAACGGAUUACCUUCUUUCCCCUGUGGAACGCCUGCAGUGGGAGGAAAAUGGUUUAUCCAAAGAUCUCCUCUGCGUAGAGAACGUGGUUAUCAUGGAACGUUCCCAGCACCACUAUCCACUCAUUAUUGAUCCAGCAAGCUCAAUUAUCCCGUUCCUAAAGAAGUAUUACUCGAAGCAAAAGAUCACUAACGCCAGCUUUGGCCGGCCUGGGUAUCUGAAGCAGUUGGAGAUGGCCAUGAGGUUUGGCUACCCAAUCAUCCUGGAGGACGCCGAGCUGCUCGACCCAGCGGUGUCGCCACUGCUGAAUCUGGAGUUUCGACAUCUGGGCGGGCGCGUCCUCACGCGGCUCGGGUCGCAGGAUGUGGACCUGGCCCCAACCUUCCAGCUUUUCCUCCUCACACGCGAUCUGGACUUCCAAACCAAGGUGAGCCUCGCGGGUCAGGUCACCAUGAUCAACUUCACGGUGACCCCUUCGCUGCUGCAGUCGCAGUGCCUUCACCAGAUCCUCCUGCACGAGAGGCCCGAUAUCGACGCCAAGCGCACGGAGCUACUAAACCUUCAAGGUUCUUACACUCUCAAACUUCGGGUUCUGGAGCAGAAGCUUCUCAUCUCAAUCGCAGAGUCACAGGGUAGUCUUCUCGAGAAUGACGCCUUGAUUGAAUCCUUAGCUCGACUAAAGCACGAAGCAGUGGUCAUUAAAGACGGUCUUGAAGAGAGGGAGUCGGCUUUUGCGUGUAUGGAACGCGUAGAAGCUCGUUAUUGCCCAGUUGCAGCGGUUACAUCGCAUAUCUUCUUUGCACUCAAACGGUUCAACGAACUUAGCCACUUUUAUCGGUACAACGAACGUUUCCUUUUUCGUGUGGUCAAUGAUUCGCUUGAGGCAUUGCCAAAGAAAUUGAACACCUCUGAGAUUACCUGUGCUGAGGAUUUUAAGUCUAACACGAUAGAUGCUCAACGAGACAAGAUAGACUUACCACCUAAUGCUGAGACGGAGGAAGAGCGCGCCCGUAUUGCCAUGCUUACGAGAAAUAUUUUUACGCUUGUCCACCGCCGCGUUGUGCGGGGAAUGUUUCAAGAGGAUCAUCUUGUACUGGCCUUACGAUUGGCCAAAAUUUGGAGCUCCAUGCAGUCUGGUGUGGAUAGUAAUUUCGGUGCCGGCAAAUCGUUGCCCCAGGCGUUACCUUUUCGAGCCACGCAGUCGGCGUGUGAUCCGUCUCCUUCCCUAUUCAUCGGUAUCACUAGCUUAGAAUGGGAUUGGCUUCUGGAAGGUCUUAAAGGGGUGUCACAUGCCACCGAACCAGGAUUGCCAUUAUCUUCGACAGAAGCGACGACAUCUUUGCCGAGUGUGUUGAUGCAGAACGGGGUACUCGAGCCUGGAUUGCAAAAUCAAGUCGCACUGCACCAAUUGCUUGAGAAGGAAGCCUUUAAAGAGAUUCGAAAGUCAAUGGAAAGUCAUUCUCCGGUCUGGGAAAUUUUUUUCAACUCCCACGACCCGAUCGACAAACUUGACCAGCUUCCCGAGGUAUGCUUUCCCAGUGGCGUCACACUGGUUCGAAAACUGUUUCUGGUUACGCUUCUCCUAUUGUAUGCCCGGCGGGACCACUUUUUGUCCGCUUCCUACAAACUUCUCCGUGCGUUUUUCGAGGAUGAUAAUGGCGACUGCUCUGUGGGCAGUUUCUUUUCGCAUAUAACGCAUAGCAUUCCUGAAGUCCUACCUGAGCUUUCGUUUUCUAUACCGCUUGUCUUAAUCACAGAUGCCAGCUAUGACCCCUCCGCCAGAGUAGAACAAGCUGCCCAUGAUACAGGUAUACCGCUACAUGUGGUGGCUAUGGGUAGCGCUGAAAGCACGGUAUGCGCUGAUCACUACCUCGAGAAUGGUUCCAAGACGGGUUGUUGGGUACUCCUUAAAAACAUGCACCUUGCACGCACCUACUUGGAUUCAGUGGAACGAUAUUUACAUCACCAAGAAUCUGCAGUCACUGUGCACACGAACUUCCGUUUAUUUUUGACCAUCGAGCGCGGUCCACGCGAAGCCGAGCGACCUAGAGCCGGAAUAGCUGUAUCAACACACACUGAUGAAAAGCGAAAGCAAACCGGCACGAUCUCUGUCAGCUUCUUGGAAAAGGCCGUUACAAUGGUAUACGAGGCACCGCCAGGGAUUAAAUCGGCGCUAUUGCAGACCUAUGGUACACUUGGAAGCACGUCAGCGUCUGAGAGUAUAACAACAACAACAACAAAAGCCGCUAGUGGAACCAUCUCGGAUGCGGCGCGCGCGCUUCAGGGCACACGAAUUGAACGUUUGUACUUAGCCGCAGCAUGGCUACAUGCGGUCAUCGUGGAGCGUAUUUCCUACAUUCCUCUGGGUUGGAGCCAUGCUUAUGAAUACAGCGACACGGACUAUCUGCGCGUUGUGCACGCCAUCACGGAGUGGUCCAAGCUGAAGGAGUCCAUUGAAGCAAGUGAUUCCGCUGAGCCGGCGUACCCAGUUGUAUUUUGGAAUGCCCUACGCCGUAUCGUGGCAACCAUAGUGUAUGGUGGUCGAAUAUGCAACCCCUUUGAUGAGCAUGUCCUCAACAUUUUAUGUAACCGUGUGCUGGACUCCAGUGUAUUUGAUAAGAAUCACUGCUUUGUGCAUCUGUCGGACGGUCUGGACAAAGUUCAGAACAUCUCAUUGCUCCCGCCGUUAGAUGCAGAGACGUGGACACGGGAAGAUUUGCUUAGAUGGAUCGAAUCCUUACCUGAAGGCAAUGGUAAUCCACAGUGGUUAGGUCUGCCCAAUGGGGUAGCUCGUAUGGCCUCCUCUCGUUCUGCCCUGGAAACGAUACAACGAUUAGUUACCGUGCAGACAGCACUCCGUGAGGAUAUUCAGACCACUUCCCCGGCUCCGGUCUCUCAUCCUGCACUUUCCGCAUCCCAGCAGUUUGUAAAGGGUAAUGCGAAAAAGAAAAGCAGACACGGCGCCCCAGCACAGGCAACUCAACGCUUUCUUAUGUUGUCUGCGGGUUCUGUCGCCGGAACAGAUUGGCAAAGCAAACUGCGAGGAUUCUGCGAGGCUUGGCAUCCUGUCCUACGCAAAGAACUGGAAAAGCUAGGGCAACACAGUUUUGUCAUCAACGCUUUGAAGUCGGCAGACGCGACGCAAUGCGGAGAGCGGUGUCUGAUGCGGCCUGAGGAGGGCACGGCGCGCAUGUGGAACGUUAGGCCAAAGUCUUCCUCGGCACCCUCUUCAAUUACCGGAACGUCACCGCUCGUGCUGGCUGUGCAGCGCGAGGCUGUGGCUUUGCUUACACUACUUCGCCUUGUUGAAGUAGACUUGUGUGAAUUAAUCAAGGUAUGUUCGGGCGAAUAUGCACCUAACUCGGCGUAUCAUAGUCUGGUUGAGGAAAUUUUAAAGGACCGUGUGCCCUCAACAUGGUCCAUUCACGUUCCCAUCACCAAAUCAAUUCUCUUGGUCUCUCCAUGGAUCACCGAUCUACAGUCGCGAGCUCAACAUCUACUCGCUCUUGUUGUAGCAACUACUGAAAACAAACUCCACCAGAUGCCUAUAUCAUUGGGUUUACUUUUCUCUCCAGAUGCUUUUUUGAUGGCAUCCAAGCAGCAGAGUGCGCGGGAAAUUAAAUGCCCAUUGGAGCAGCUUCAUUCGGAAGUAGAAUUCAUGGCAGAUACAACUUCAUCUACGAACGUAAUUUCCAAAGCUAAGGGUGUAGAAAAUGGUGCACUAUACUUCACUGGGGUGACACUCUUCUCUGCCUUCAUUAAUGAGCAAGGCCUGGGCGAGUCCAUCGCACCCUUAGCGAUGAUGCCACUACUUAGUUCAGUGGUAUUGCGGUGGACAUGGGCGCCAAAAAAUCACCUUAGCGUUCACCAAUCCGUGGGAGCCUCACUAGCCAUGCAUCUCGCUUCGCAGCAGCCCCUUCUAAGCCAUGUAAUGAUCCCGCUCUACGCAACGCACCAGCGCAGUGAAAUACUGGAGGUGGUGAAUUUGCCAAUUGUACCCAACAGCGAUCUAAAUAAGUGGUAUGAAAGUGGGGUGUGUUUGACGGCGUGGAAACCGAAUGAAUAG
Molecule: messenger RNA, 16179 nt
Organism: Phytomonas sp. Hart1
Lineage: Eukaryota; Euglenozoa; Kinetoplastea; Trypanosomatida; Trypanosomatidae
Source: the annotation of a GenBank genome assembly